This is a messenger RNA of Ochotona curzoniae (black-lipped pika), 1069 nucleotides long. It is a transcript of the gene ST6GALNAC3, whose product is annotated as ST6 N-acetylgalactosaminide alpha-2,6-sialyltransferase 3. Gene Ontology annotation, molecular function: alpha-N-acetylgalactosaminide alpha-2,6-sialyltransferase activity. The record is from RefSeq and is a predicted model, not a curated record. The transcript has 5 exons. The coding region runs from base 121 to 1038 and encodes 305 amino acids. Gene Ontology annotation, biological process: ganglioside biosynthetic process; oligosaccharide metabolic process. Lineage: Eukaryota; Metazoa; Chordata; Mammalia; Lagomorpha; Ochotonidae.
GGGUCUGCGGGAAUGUGGGCUGGAGCGGCCGCGCCGCGGUGCCAGCCUCCAGCCUGCUGCCGGGACUGGCCCUGACCAGGCGCGCCCGCUGCUCGGCGGCAGGAGGGCCGGCGGAGCGCCAUGGCCUGCAUCCUGAAGAGAAAGUCUGUGAUUGCAGUGAGCUUCAUAGCAGCAUUUCUCUUCCUGCUGAUUGUGCGUCUUGUAAAUGAAGUGAAUUUUCCCUUGCUACUAAACUGCUUUGGACAACCUGAUGCAAAAUGGAUACCAUUCUCCUACACGUACAGGCGGCCCCUUCGAACUCAUUAUGGAUAUGUAAAUGUGAGGACACAAGAGCCUUUGCAACUGGACUGUGACCUUUGUGCCAUAGUGUCAAACUCUGGUCAGAUGGUUGGCCAGAAAGUGGGAAGUGAGAUAGAUCAGUCCUCCUGCAUUUGGAGAAUGAACAAUGCUCCCACGAAGGGUUAUGAAGAAGACGUUGGCCGCAUGACAAUGAUUCGCGUUGUUUCCCACACCAGUGUUCCUCUUCUGUUAAAAAACCCUGAUUAUUUUUUCAAGGAAGCCAACACUACUAUCUACGUUAUUUGGGGUCCUUUCCGUAACAUGAGGAAAGAUGGCAAUGGCAUUGUGUACAACAUGUUGAAGAAGACGGUUGAUGUCUAUCCAAAUGCCCAAAUUUAUGUGACCACAGAGAAGCGCAUGAGUUACUGUGAUGGAGUCUUUAAGAAGGAAACUGGCAAAGACAGAGUCCAGUCUGGCUCUUAUCUCAGCACGGGGUGGUUUACCUUCAUUCUGGCCAUGGAUGCCUGCUACGGCAUUCACGUCUAUGGGAUGAUAAAUGACACCUACUGCAAGACAGAAGGGUAUAGAAAAGUCCCGUACCACUACUAUGAACAAGGACGUGAUGAAUGUGAUGAAUAUUUUCUUCACGAACAUGCACCAUAUGGGGGACAUAGGUUUAUCACAGAAAAGAAAGUGUUUGCUAAAUGGGCCAAAACCCACAGGAUUAUAUUUACACACCCGAACUGGACAGUGUCUUGAUGUUGGUUUCCCUGAUAUUGUCAUUACACUU